GGGGAUACCAGCGGUUGAAACGUUCAUCUUGGAAAUCGGUCCAUCAGAAUCCGCCGUCAAAAUGGAUAAUCACCACGGCCGACCCGAAGAUGAUAUCCAAAAGUUGGAAACGUCGCUGUCUUCGCCGCGAUUUUUGGACGAUUCCGCGAACGAUGUCGCCGAAAAUGUGGACAUAACAGCGGUGGAGUUCGAUUGUGACAGUGCGAAUGUUAAGAGCGGGGUUUGUGGCAAUAGCAACAGCAGCAAAUUUUCAAUUGAUAAUAUUUUGGGGUUGAAUCAUUGCGAAGAGGAUAAAAUUAGGUGCGUCAAGCCGAUGCCGAUUUCUAUGAUUGCUAAGAAAACAGAUGACAUCUACCAAGCCGUAAGCAACACAGCAUACCAGCAAUACUCUGUGGAGGCCCAGCUACCCCCGGACCCAGGACUUCUCAAUUACAUCGCAGCUGCAAAAGUCUCACCUACCCAAGACGCUUCCUCAGAAACGUCAUACGUGCAAUAUUCACAGCCGACUGCUGCUUCGUCCUUACUGUACAGCGAUUGGUUGUCUGCUAGCUCAGAUGGUAAAAUCUCCGCGCAGAUAUUUGGUCUUCAAGGCUCCAAAAACAUCGAACAGAAGAUCGCGCAAGCCUGGCCUAGAUCGAAAACCACGACAAGCAUACAGUGCAAAGCAACUGGAACGACUGGAAACGGAGUUCAAGCUGGACAAAUACUUGAGUGUCAGUAAACGUAUGGAAUUGAGCAAAGCACUCAACCUCACGGAAGUUCAAAUCAAGACGUGGUUCCAGAACAGGCGGACGAAAUGGAAGAAGCAACUCACCACAAGGUUGAAAAUGGCUCAAAGGCAAAGCUUAUUCCAUUCUCAUUACUUCGCACCAUCCGCUCAGCAAUAUUCGACGCUAUUUGCCCCGUACUAUGCACCACUGAGUUGUACCCUUGGCAUACCGACACUGAAUGAAACGUCUGAACCCGCAACCGCCAGAGAUUGUAGAAGUUCUUGAAGAAGCGUGCAAUAAAAGGUUGCUGAUAUGUGUUACGAGUAUAAUCAUGGAACAACUAAUCACCAAAGGCAUCUCAGCAGAAUCCCAAAUGAAGCAAUAGAAAAUACUCGAUAUGUAAAUAAUUAGAAUAUAGAAAAUUUAC
Acanthoscelides obtectus is the source of this 1137-nucleotide messenger RNA. The record is from the annotation of a GenBank genome assembly. NCBI's taxonomy places the organism in Eukaryota, Metazoa, Arthropoda, Insecta, Coleoptera, Chrysomelidae.